GGGAAAUGGCGGGAGAUCCAGUUUGGCCGAGCAGGGAGAUUUUGUCCAAUCUGUCGGACUGAUGUCACACCGAUAGACAGAUGCUUUGUUCUGGGUCAUUCUCUUCUGGGGUUCUUUGACAGCUAGAAUGAUUGGCCGGGUACCGAUGCCAUGACCACUGUCCCACAGCUGACUGUGUCAUGUGACAGUGCCGACCUUUUUGAUGAUGGUGACGAUGAUCUGCUGCUUUCAGUUGCAUUGGAUCCAGCUGAUGAGGGAUGUCCGGCUCAGUCAGAUGAUAAAGCUUUGGGAAACAUCACUAAAAAUAAUAAGGAAGUGGAGAACGCUGUACAGGUACCAGAGAAGUUUGCCUUCCCUUUUGAACCAUAUGGUAUACAAGUGGGCUUCAUGAAAGCUCUUUAUCAAAGCCUGGAAAUGGGCAAGAUUGGAAUCUUUGAAAGUCCUACUGGAACGGGCAAAUCCUUGAGCCUGAUUUGUGGAGCUCUCACCUGGCUGCAGCAUUACGAGGAGAAACAGAGACAAGAAUUUGAUCUUCUAUUCAGAACUGAAGCUUCUUUGGGCAGUAACCAUCAGGAUUCAAAAGGUAUGAUUGAUGUUCCAGAUCUAUCUCAAACACCCAUCGCACAAUAUAGUUGUCAGCAAUCGACAUCAGAUGGUACGAAACCUGCUGUGCUUCUGCAGGACCUGUGGAGUGUUCUGUUUUGUUUUUUGUUUUUUGUGAUUGAUAGCGUACAGUAUUUUGCUGUUUCAGAGCUGGACUGGAUUCAGCAGUUUUCAGAGAAGAAAGCAAUGGAGGAAGAAGCAGAAAAGUUAAGGAAAGAACAAGAAGCUAGACUGAGGAAUGAAAAGAAAAUGGAGGCGCUGAAGAAAGACUUUGGACAUCGCAGAGGGAAGAGAAAGCGUGAGAAACUGGACCAUGAUUUUGAGGAGUUAAUGAAGAGCGCUCCUGAGGGGCUACGAGAGGAAUAUGCUGCAAGUGUGAAGGCAGAUGGAGACCAAAUGGAGAUAACUGAGGAGGGAGCUGUGGAUGAAGAGCUGAUUGUUGUGGACUAUCACAGUGAUGAUGGGAAGGAGAACAGAGGCAGCGAGUCAGAGGAUGAGGGAGAGGAGGAGCAUGUUACCAAGAUUUACUACUGCAGCAGGACACACUCUCAGCUCUCUCAGUUUGUCAAAGAAAUCAUGAAAAGCCCUUUUGGAGAGAAUACCAGAGUGGUUUCCCUUGGCUCUCGUCAGAACAUGUGCAUCAAUGACUCUGUGAAGAAAUUGAAGUCGCUGAGCUUGAUAAAUGAUAGAUGUUUGGAGAUGCAGAAAAAUAAGAAGAGUGGAGAGAAAAAUGAGGAAGGUGUUCGAGUAAAGAAGCGAAAGUCCAUGGGCACCUGUCCGUUCUAUAAACAGGAUCACCUACAGGAUUACAGGGAUAGGAUUCUGAUGGAUGUGAAUGAUAUAGAACAGAUGGUAACAAUGGGUCGGCAGAUGAAGGCAUGCCCCUAUUAUGGCUCCAGGUUCGCCGUUCCAUCAGCUCAGGUGGUAGCCCUCCCCUAUAACACCAUCCUGCACCGCUCUACACGGGAGGCCUGUGGGAUCAAGCUUGAGGGUAACAUCGUCAUCAUAGACGAGGCUCAUAACUUACUGGAAACCAUCAACAAUAUUCACAGUGUUGAGGUCUGGGGCUCUCAGCUUACACAAGCACUCUCCCAGCUCAGCCAGUACUUCCAGAGGUAUCAGUCACGACUUAAGGCCAAGAAUCUUCUCUACAUCAAACAGCUGUUAUUUGUCCUGCAGGGCUUCCUCAGGUGUUUAGGAGGUAAGGCAAUUUGUCAGGUACACUUUGGGACAGGAAUUCACAUAGACACUUCUCACAGAAAACCUGGGGUUGCAGCAGAUCAGCAGACUAGGACAGAUAAGGAUGUAAAGCUACAGACGAUCAACAAUUUUUUGUUUGAGUCAAAUCUAGAUAAUGUAAACCUGUUCAAGGUGAAGAAGUAUUGUGAGAGAAGCCAGAUAUCCAAAAAGCUUAAUGGGUUUGUUGAGAAGUAUCAGCCACUAGUGGUCACUCAAGAACCAAAGAAGGAAGAUGUCUCUGCCACGUCCGGAGUGAGUAGAUUUUUGAAGGAGAUGAUUGAUCAGAAGGCAAGCAAAGGUUCGGCCAUACAGCAAGAAGAUGCCUGUGUUCCUGCUGUAGAGGAGAGGAAGGAUACAUACAGCAGUAUGAGGUCACCGCUCAUGCACAUAGAGGGAUUCCUUGAGGCUCUGACCAAUGCUGAUAAAGACGGCAGAGUGGUUGUCAGCAAGCAAAAUGUAUUGAGUAAGAGCAGUGUGAAGUUCCUGUUGUUGAACCCCGCAGUACACUUUGUGAGUGUGGUGGAGCAGUGCAGGGCCGUGAUUGUGGCGGGAGGCACCAUGCAACCUGUGUCAGAGUUCAAAGACCAGUUGUUCCAUGCUGUGGGUGUGAAGCCUGACAGAAUCCUGGAGUACUCUUGUGGUCAUGUCAUCCCAGGUGACCAGAUCUUACCUGUGGCCCUAGCUAGAGGACCUACAGGUGUGGCAUUGGAUUUCACCUACCAGUCACGUAACAACCCAGAGUUGUUGGAUGACUUGGGACGGCUGAUGGUGAAUGUGUGUAAUGUGGUCCCAGGGGGCGUGGUGGUGUUCUUCCCCUCAUAUGAGUACCAGAGGCUGGUUCACACACACUGGCUGAGCACAGGGUUCCUACGCAAAAUCAACCUGAAGAAAAAGGUGUACCAGGAGCCUAAGUUAGCAGGCCAGGUGGACGUGGUUUUGUCCCAGUAUGCAGGGUGCAUUCAGGGUAAUGCCAGUUCAGAGGUCCCUGGGGCUGUACUUUUCUGUGUGGUGGGAGGCAAAAUGAGUGAAGGUAUCAACUUCGCAGAUGAGAUGGGCAGGUGCGUGAUCAUGGUGGGUUUACCUUACCCUAACUUAUACUCUCCGGAGCUGAAAGAAAAAAUGACCUACCUCAAUACCAACUUUCCCAAGUCAAAAGAUGGCCGCCUGCCUGGACAAGUCCACUAUGAGAAUCUGUGUAUGAAGGCUGUCAACCAGUCUAUUGGAAGGGCCAUACGACACAAGAACGACUAUGCCAGCAUCUUACUGUUAGAUCAUCGCUACAGCCGAGGGAAUGUGGUUAGUAAACUGCCAACCUGGAUCUCUGACCACCUGGUGAAAAUGGAGAGGUUUGGACCAGCCUUUGGAGCAUUAAGCAAGUUUUUCAUGGGAAAGAAAACCAGAUGACGUCUGUUGAAUGAAUAUGAAAGUGAUGAAAUGAAGACAGGCAAGUUUUAAAAAGGCUCAUGGGUAUCACACCUGUGAGAGGACACCUGGAGCUCACCCACACAGUGGUCUAAUAGAGAGUAUUCAUGUACAUACCAGUCGCCAUUAUCAUCAACACAUGUAUAUGUUCAUUUCUUUCAUUGCUAUUAAAUAUAUUUAUUGUUUGGGUAUUGUUUAUUCAUUUGUAGUUCCUGGAGCACAGCUUAUGCCAUAGCAGUGCGAGUGGCAGCCAAUAAAAGGGAAAGCAAUGUUAAACAAAAUGUUAUGGGUGGUACCUUACAAAGUACUGCAUGUAUUGAGCUCAGGUUUUGCUCACAUGUAGAUCACAAUAAUACGAGGUGGAUAUUUCAUCAUUGAUUCACUGUGUGCACAGAAUUACUGUCAGUUACAAAAUUCCUAACUUGCAGUAUUGUGUAUUAAAAUUAGUGUUUAAUUUCUUUAUUUAUUUGAUUGGUGUUUUACGCAGUAUACAAGAAUACUUCACUUAUAUGACGGCAGCAAGCAUUAUGGUGGGAAGAAACUGGACAGAACUCGGGAGAAACACACGACAGGUUGCUGGCAGACCUCCCCACGUUAGGCCAGAGAGGAAGCCAGCAUGUCAAGUUGAACUCGUAGCCACCGCAUUGGUGACAGGCUCCUGGGUCCUUGCACCACGCCGGCGCAUAAUCAGUGUUUAAUAAAGUAAUUGUAAAGGGAAGUGUCUGAUAAAGUACUGCAUGUUUUGAUUUGAAGUUUUACAUGCAUCUAGAGCACAAUGAUACAAAUGAGCCGGUGGGGGGGGGGUGUUGUUGGUGGUGGUGGAUAGCUGAUGCUCGGUACAUAUUACUAGUAACUAACGUACAUAACCAAAUUCAGAACUUCAGUGCUUUAUGUAUAGAGCUGAAGUUAUGCGUUCAUGAGUGUCCCACAGGACAGGCCUUGCUACUUUCUUUUCUCAUUCGGUGUCUAUAUUGAACUGUUGUAUCACACACUAUUGUUAUUUUGGGUUUACACUUGCGUUGUCUGGCUUUUGGUGCUGACAAUUUAAUGAACCCAAUUCUGUUAGACGGGUCGGAAGUUGGUGGUCACGUGACCACCCUUUCGUGCCUAAAAUAGCCUCCCAAUGUUAAAGCGUUGGGGAAAAGGUCACUUUUUGCCACUUCGCUAGCGGCCAGUAAGGCCCAGUUGUACAAAAUAACGUCACGAAAGCUCUGCAGACUAUCUGGAAAGCUGAAAAGUAUACAAAUCCAACGGAUACAAGACCGCUGGCAGCGGUUCAAAAAUAGGCAUUUUCCUAUGCAAUGACGUUGAGAGGACCGUUUUCUUCACCCACGCCGUUUGUUACUAAGCAGAUGACGUGGUCUCUAGCUUCCGAUCCGUCUUACAGAAUCAAGUUAUGAUAUGAUUAUAAAACAAAUAGGAAUCUUUCUGAUCUCAUGUCAGUUGAAGUGAUACCGCAGUGCUAGAGAUUUUAAUACAUUGAAUGGAAACAACAGAUGAACUAAGCGUUAGUAUCUUAAGACCAGAUAAAACUAUAUUUCAGAAUACUUUUACUUAUUUUCAUUGGUCUAUGGACCGAGGUUCGUUAUGGAGGUGCAAAAAUGUGAUGAAUUUUCAAAAGUAGUCCACUGAGUCUUAAGUAUUCGCUGUCAGUGCAUAUGCGUGAAGAAAUGAGCCUUCGU
This is a messenger RNA of Liolophura sinensis, 4946 nucleotides long. Its product is annotated as ATP-dependent DNA helicase DDX11-like. Gene Ontology annotation, biological process: nucleobase-containing compound metabolic process; establishment of sister chromatid cohesion. Gene Ontology annotation, cellular component: nucleus. The transcript is spliced from 30 exons. Lineage: Eukaryota; Metazoa; Mollusca; Polyplacophora; Chitonida; Chitonidae. The record is from RefSeq and is a predicted model, not a curated record. Bases 151 to 3246 code for a protein of 1031 amino acids. Gene Ontology annotation, molecular function: DNA helicase activity; ATP binding; hydrolase activity, acting on acid anhydrides, in phosphorus-containing anhydrides.